Syngnathus typhle (broad-nosed pipefish) is the source of this 1599-nucleotide messenger RNA. RefSeq names its product transmembrane protein 240a (gene tmem240a). Lineage: Eukaryota; Metazoa; Chordata; Actinopteri; Syngnathiformes; Syngnathidae. The coding region runs from base 121 to 648 and encodes 175 amino acids. The record is from RefSeq and is a predicted model, not a curated record. The transcript has 4 exons.
UACACCGGGAGCCAGGGGCUGGCUGUGAAGCGGCUCCAUGAGGAGGGAGAGCCCUGCAGAGCCCAGCCGGAGUAGAGAGAGAGAGAGGACGAGUGGUGGCGGGCCAGUUGGGAAGUUUGGAUGCAUAUGAUCACAACCACCAUGAUUUUUAUGAUUCUGGGUGCUUCAGUUGUUAUGGCGAUCGCCUGUUUAAUGGACAUGAACGCACUACUGGAUCGCUUUCACAACUACAUCCUGCCACAUCUACGAGGGGAGGACCGCGUCUGUCACUGCAACUGUGGGAGACAUCAUGUGCACUAUGUCAUCCCGUACGAUGGGGACCAUUCCCUGGUGGACUCCUCAGAGAACUACUUUGUAAGUGACAGUGUGACCAAGCAAGAGAUGGACUUAAUGCUGGGCCUGCUGCUGGGCUUCUGCAUCAGUUGGCUCUUGCUGUGGCUGGAUGGCGUCUUGCACUGCGCCGUCAGGGCCUGGAGGUCGAGCCGCUACUACGAUACGCCGUCCUGGUCUUGGCUGCCGCAAUUCUGCAACCUUCGAGAGUUGCGUCGUAGGGCCCAGCUCCGACAGUUGGACGACUCCAGUGGCAACAUGGUGCACAUCAAGCAGAAGCUCUACCACAAUGGCCACCCAAGCCCCCGUCACCUCUGACUCAACAACAGAAACACAACCAACCAACCAACCAGUCCAGAAUUUCCCCUUUCACCCGCCCCUAAACCUCACGGCAGGUGGCCUCACGGGAAUCUCCGCACACCACCCUGAUAACAUUGCCCUCUAAAAACCCCUAAGAGAACUUUCCUCAGUCAGAUGCAGGCUCCCAUCAGCCCCAGAGAAAGUCCCAAAUGAAGUCAGGUCCAACAUUUUGGGAGCAGGAACAACAACAAAAAAACAUUUUUAAGGGUGUGUUUUUUUCUUGUAUAGAGACAUUUUCUGUGUUCAUUGUUUAACUUGGCAUGCUCUUUUAGAACAGGGUAUGACGUGGGCAGUGUUUGCAUUUUUAUUUUGGGUAGGAGACUUGUUGCUUUGGGGAGGUGUGGGCGGGGGGUGAAUGCAAUUCCUGGGUGGCCGGGUUUUUGUGAUGUUAGAUUGCUGCUUGUGUAGAUAUGUAAAAAUAUGGGCCAGAGGGGUUAAAAAAAAGGGGAGGGGUGAUGACUUGUUCCUCACUAAAUGAUUGGCUUGGUCGGUCCAGAAUUCAGCAAUGGAAGAGGAAGCUAAGUCUGUUUUAAAAAUGGAUGUGAAACCAUGUGAAAUUCGGCCGAAGAAGAGCCACAGACAAAUUAGCUUUAUAGUGAAUUAACUGAAUGUGAUAUUUUCUUUUUCAUGUAAAUAUUUGAAAGGGAGUGCGCGACAAGGGUUGUGGUAUGGGUUCUCUUUGCUUCAUAUUUUUAUUAUUUCGGAGAAUACACGGAAGUUUUUGGUUUUUAUGUAUGUAGACCCCUUUUCAUUUUCUCACUGUUGUUUACAGGCUGUUGGCCAAGCAGAAUUCACAAAGCUCAAGCAGAACUACCCAAUAUAACCCAAACUAAUGAAAUAAUUCCCGAUACCUCCCAUGAGGAAUAAAAACCCUGUAAAAGAAUAAAAGCUCUGUAAAAUGUUUUCAAA